GCAGCAGCCUCGCGAGAAGUGCGGGCGGUUCUCGCGAGAUCCCCCGCUCAGUCCUGCCUCCUUGCCUAGGAGCUCCGCUGGUACCGCCGCUGCAUGUGCCAUUUAAGAGGGCGGCAGCAGCAGGAGGAACCACCGCCCCCUCCUCCGAAACCUGAGGGCUCCCUGGAUCUAGGUUGAGAAACUGUGCUCGCUGGGAACCUGUUCUUUGCUUGUGUGGUUCCUAGAUCUGUGAGAUGGCGAUGGAUGCAGCCGAUUCUGCAGUUCUCGAUUGCAAAGGAGACCAAAGGUGCAGUGCAAGGCCUGAUGCGGACUAUCCCCUCCGGGUUCUCUACUGCGGAGUUUGCUCGUUGCCAACAGAGUACUGCGAAUACAUGCCCGAUGUGGCUAAAUGCAGGCAAUGGUUAGAGAAGAACUUCCCAAACGAGUUUGCAAAACUUACUGUAGACAAUUCUCCAAAACAAGAAUCUGGAGUUGGAGAAGGUCAAGGAACAACUGGUGAAGAGGAAGAGAAGAAAAAGCAAAAGAGAGGUGGGAGAGGUCAGAUAAAACAGAAGAAGAAAACGGUACCUCAAAAAGUGACAAUAGCGAAAAUCCCAAGAGCAAAGAAGAAAUACGUCACGAGAGUGUGCGGUCUUGCAACAUUUGAAAUUGACCUCAAGGAAGCACAAAGAUUCUUCGCUCAGAAAUUCUCCUGUGGUGCCUCUGUAACAGGAGAGGACGAAAUAAUCAUUCAGGGGGAUUUUACAGAUGACAUCAUCGAUGUCAUCCAGGAGAAAUGGUCUGAGGUGGAUGACGAUAGCAUCGAAGAUCUAGGAGAGGUCAAGAAGUGAUAUUGUGUUUUUUUUAAAAACAAUGCAAAACAACACCUGCCUUUUAACGAACACAGAGUUCUAGUUGACGUAGCCAAAGCAAGGCUUCUACGCGUGUUUGCCUGACAGCAAAACUGUUAAAAGGGGCCCUUACUGUUGGCAUUUUCACUGUUCUGUAUUGGCUGCUUAUUUUCUGUUUGUGAUUUUUGCCAAAGUUUAAACUUGGGGAGGGGGACGUUGGUGGGGGUCUAUCAUGCUUAUGCAUGAAGUAGAGACUUAAAUAAAGAAGUUAUUGUUCCUCACCACAUAAAAGGUUUCCUUAUUUUUCUAACUCUUCUAGUUUUAAGUCCCUCGUUGGUCCUCUAGAUUCCCUUGUCAAAAAGAAGGCAGGCGACCUAAAAUCUUGAUGUACUACACGCAUGGCACAAUCUACUGGGAACUGAAAGAGAAUUGCACAUGAAAGUUUUUGCCACAAUAAAUCUGUUCAUCUUUAAGGUGCUGGGA
Molecule: messenger RNA, 1313 nt
Organism: Hemicordylus capensis (graceful crag lizard)
Lineage: Eukaryota; Metazoa; Chordata; Lepidosauria; Squamata; Cordylidae
Gene: DENR
Product: density regulated re-initiation and release factor
Exons: 8
Coding region: 234-830 (198 amino acids)
Biological process (GO): formation of translation preinitiation complex; translation reinitiation
Molecular function (GO): translation initiation factor activity; mRNA binding
Source: RefSeq, a predicted model, not a curated record